Molecule: messenger RNA, 3996 nt
Organism: Neofelis nebulosa (Clouded leopard)
Lineage: Eukaryota; Metazoa; Chordata; Mammalia; Carnivora; Felidae
Gene: AMOTL2
Product: angiomotin like 2
Exons: 10
Coding region: 404-2737 (777 amino acids)
Biological process (GO): hippo signaling; establishment of cell polarity involved in ameboidal cell migration; angiogenesis
Cellular component (GO): bicellular tight junction; cytoplasmic vesicle; plasma membrane
Source: RefSeq, a predicted model, not a curated record
AAGGUCAGGAGACGCCGCUUAGAGUUCAAGUUGGGCCCUGGGGCUGAUCUGGUUGGUUAGGUGGGGAUUACAGGUGUCUUUGCCCCCAACUAGUCCAAGAAUUCCUCUUUGUCUUCCUUGGAAAAUCCUCUCUGGAGCCACUGACUGGCUCUCACUUAGAAAGAAUGCAGCCGGCCGUCCAGCCCGGUGACGUCAGCGUUGGAGCAUUUGGAAAACAAAGAGGGCUCGGGAGGCUGGGAGGGAGGCGGACCCGCGACGCUUAAAGAACUCCGUGGGCCUCCGGCUACCCUCCCCUGCUCGCUCUAGGUGCACCGGCGGCCUCCAGGUGUUCGUGGUCGGCUUGGAGUCUGGGGCCAGGUGCCACCGGCCACUGUUCAGGCAGGGGUGUGCAAGCCAAGGAAGCAUGAGGACUCUGGAAGACUCCUCGGGGACAGUCCUGCACCGCCUCAUCCAGGAGCAGCUGCGCUAUGGCAACCUGACUGAGACACGCACACUGCUGGCCAUCCAACAGCAGGCCCUGCGGGGUGGGGCUGGGGCUGGGAGCACAGGGAGCCCCCAGGCCUCCGUGGAGCUCUUGGCACCCGAGGACACUCAGGUGCUACAGCAGGCCACAAGGCAGGAGCCCCAGGGCCAGGAGCACCAGGGCGGUGAGACCCACCUGGCAGAGAACACCCUCUACCGGCUGUGCGCACAGCCCAGCAAGGGUGAGGAGCUACCCACCUAUGAAGAAGCUAAAGCCCAUUCGCAGUACUAUGCGGCCCAGCAGGCAGGGCCCCGGCCACACGUAGGGGACCGGGAUCCCCGAGGGGCCUCCGGAGGCAAUCGGAGCCAGGAUGAGGCGCUGCGGGAGCUGAGGCACGGGCACGUGCGCUCCCUGAGUGAACGGCUCCUGCAGCUGUCCCUGGAGAGGAAUGGUGCCCGGGCCCCCAGCCACAUGAGCUCCUCCCACAGCUUCCCACAGCUGGCCCGCAAUCAGCAGGGGCCCCCACCCAGAGGCCCUCCUGCCGAGGGCCCAGAGCCCCGUGGACCUCCGCCUCAGUACCCACACGUUGUGCUGGCUCAUGAGACCGCCACUGCUGUCACCGACCCACGGUACCGCACCCGCGGGAGCCCACACUUCCAGCAUGCUGAAGUCAGGAUCCUGCAGGCCCAGGUGCCCCCUGUGUUCCUCCAGCAACAACAGCAGUACCAGUACCUACAGCCGGCCCAGGAGCACCCCCUGCCACCACAUCCAGCUGCUCUCAGCCAUGGCGCCCUAGGCUCCCUCAGUCCACCUGAAGUGGAGGGGCCAGCAAGUAGCCAGGCGUCUUCAGCCACCUCGGGCAGCGCCCACCUGGCCCAGAUGGAGACUGUGCUGAGGGAGAAUGCCAGGCUGCAGAGGGACAACGAGAGGCUGCAGAGGGAGCUGGAGAGCUCAGCAGAGAAGGCUGGCCGCAUUGAGAAGCUGGAAAGUGAAAUCCAGCGGCUCUCUGAGGCCCAUGAGAGCCUGACCAGAGCCUCUUCCAAGCGGGAGGCCCUGGAGAAGACCAUGCGGAACAAAAUGGACAGUGAAAUGAGGAGGCUGCAGGACUUCAACAGGGAUCUCAGAGAGAGAUUGGAAUCUGCAAACCGCCGCCUGGCGACCAAGACACAGGAGGCCCAGGCAGGCAGUCAGGACAUGGUGGCCAAGCUGCUUGCUCAAAGCUAUGAGCAGCAGCAGGAGCAGGAGAAGCUGGAGCGGGAGAUGGCCCUGCUGCGCGGCGCCAUCGAGGACCAGCGGCGGCGUGCAGAGCUGCUGGAGCAGGCUCUGAGCAACGCGCAGGGCCGGGCCGCACGAGCCGAGGAGGAGCUGCGCAAGAAGCAGGCCUACGUGGAGAAGGUGGAGCGGCUGCAGCAGGCCCUGGGGCAGCUGCAGGCGGCCUGUGAGAAGCGGGAGCUGCUGGAGCUACGUCUGCGGACACGCCUAGAGCAGGAACUCAAGGCCCUGCGUGCGCAGCAGAGACAGGCAGGCACCCCCACAGGUGGCAAUGGCAGUGGUGGGUCCCCGGAGCUCAGCGCCCGGCGGCUGUCGGAGCAACUGCGGGAGAAAGAGGAGCAGAUCCUGGCACUGGAGGCUGAUAUGACCAAGUGGGAGCAGAAGUAUUUGGAGGAGCGCGCCAUGAGGCAGUUUGCCAUGGACGCGGCUGCCACAGCUGCCGCCCAGCGUGACACCACUCUCAUCCGACACUCCCCCCAGCCUUCGCCCAGCAGCAGCUUCAACGAGGGCCUGCUCACCGGCGGCCACAGGCAUCAGGAGAUGGAAAGCAGGUUGAAGGUGCUCCAUGCCCAGAUCCUGGAGAAGGAUGCAGUGAUCAAGGUCCUUCAGCAGCGCUCCAGGAAAGACCCUGGAAAGGCCACCCAGGGCUCCCUGAGGCCCGCCAAGUCCGUGCCAUCUGUCUUCGUGGCUGCAGCGGCAGGGAACCAGGGCUGGCAAGGUCUCUCUUCUAGUGAGCGGCAAGUGGAUGCCCCUGCCCGGCUGGCUCCAGCAGACAGGGCCCCUGAGGAGGAGCCAGUAGCCGCAGCUCCCCUCCCUGCCCAUGCCAAACACGGGAGCAGAGAUGGGAGUACCCAGACUGAUGGUCCCCCGGACAGUGCUGCCGCUUGCCUGGAGCCCGACAGCCUCCUGGGGUACAGCGGUGGCCAGAGGACAGCCUCACUGGACUCUGUCACUACAUCCAGAGUCCAGGACUUGUCGGACAUGGUGGAGAUACUGAUCUGAAGGAGGUCGUGCCUGGGGACUCCGAACCAUUCCCUGUCUCCUGCCCUCUGCCACUGUCAGCCAUUCCAGCAGCCCCUCCAACUGCUGCUGCCCCACUUUCCCCAACCAGGCACUCAUUCCCAUUGACCAUCUGGUGCCCGGGGCUUAGGAAGGAUACUGUAGGGGUGAGGGGAGCUGUGAGAGCACCUGCACCCAGAAGACCCUGCUUCUCAGCCCCACAUCCCUUCUGGGCCCACGCAGAAUGAGGAUUCCCAGGCUUACUGUUGGGGUAGCAACUGGAAGCCCAGAAGGGAGCUGAGCCCUCUCUGGACCCCCAGUUGGCACUCAGGCAGGGAGGGAGGGGAUAUCUUGGUGUGAGGGGCUGGUUGCCCCUGGACACCAGUAAUAGGUCAGCUCUGCUGUUCCCCUGUGGCUGAGUGUGGUCCCUGCCAACCUCAUCUGCUCCUCAGCUCCUCAUUGCCUCCUUGAAAUCACGGAGACUUGGCAUCUUUUGGGGACUAUUGAGGGUGUUAAUCCUGCAGAAGCUACAGCCUUGCCCCCUCACUCAGAGUGGGGAGGGGCCGUUUAAGUGGACUGGGAUAAGCUGUGCAGAUUGUAUAUAUUCCCCUUUCUUGUGGAACAGAAGAUUGAAGUGUGCCGCUUCAGAUCUGUCCCCUCUCUGUUCCCCUGUCCCUGCUGCCACGGUUCCUGUAAUUGCCAACCAGCCUCCCAGCUCUCUCCCCUUCUCAAGUUCUUGGCCCAUGGAUUUUGAUACUGGUUGAUCCACAUGAUAUUGCUGUCUUUUCAUCCACCUUAAGCCCUGUUUUAAAUGCCCAUGGACCCCUGUCACCAGCCUCUUGAAAUGGCUCCACAGCUCCUGUCCCUGGGACGUCCUGUCAGUUUGGUUAUGAACCCUGAGCCAGAUGAAAUGAGCCGUGGGGGCCUUCCCAGCUCUAAUUCUCUUGACGGAAACUGGAGAAGUUGCCUUGUUCUCAUCAGUCUUUGUUCCCACCUGGAGGGAUUGGGAGUGGGAGUAUGCUGGUGAAAACUAGUCAGUGAGCUACAAGAUGCGACUCACAUCGUCUUCUGAAUGGAGCCCCCGUCACAAAAUGGCAGUCGUGAGGCUGGCUCCUCAAGCUACCGGUGAGCAGCGCCCUGAAAAGCAGGGCUAAUGCUUUGGAAUUAGAGCAAAGCAUCCAUGUAACAGCCUGCCAGCAGCAGUGACUUUGACUUCUGGUCUUACAGAGUCCCCUAGCUCAGCCCCAGGACCCAUUGGUGGG